Molecule: messenger RNA, 810 nt
Organism: Conger conger (European conger)
Lineage: Eukaryota; Metazoa; Chordata; Actinopteri; Anguilliformes; Congridae
Exons: 4
Coding region: 10-510 (166 amino acids)
Source: RefSeq, a predicted model, not a curated record
AGGGCGCAGAUGGAGAGGGAGAAGGAGCUGGCCGUGGAGGAGGCCUGCGAGGCCCUGCGGACCCGGGUCCUGAGAGAGGCGGCGGAGAUCGGGCGGAGGGAGAAGGAAGCCCUCCGGGCCGAGGCUCAGGAGAGACUGACGCAGCACGUGCAGGAGGUGGAGAGGAGGGUGAGGGGGGAGUGUGAGACGGAGGCACGGAGGGACAGACAGACGCUGCAGGACAGACACACACACGCGCUGAACCAGCUGCACGUCAGAAUCGAGCAGCUGCAAGACCGUUUGGACUGUGUCACCAGGGAGAAGAUGCAAUAUGAGACAGAGUUUAAGAAGGUGCAGUGCAGUUACAGGCAGUUUGUUGACCUCACUGACUCCUCCCUCCACUCGGACUACCUGCUGAAGCUGCGUCGCCUGGGCCGGGAGCCGGGCCUGACCGAAGCCGAGGUCCAGACUGAUGACAUCAUCACCGUGCGCCCAACUCCCUGGCCUCUCUCCCAUAGGAAACUGCACUAAGCUCAGAGAGGCCCAUAUAGCCACACAGGGUCUUCUGUUGCUUAUUCAGAAUUGUUUUUUAGCACUGGUGCUUGCCAUGACAUAUUAUUAUUAUCAUUAUUAUUAUUAUUAUUAUUAUCCUGACAAUGUAUCAUCUGUUAUCAGUCAUCAUGGGAUAGUGUGAUAACUUUGGGCACUAAUUUUGAUGCAUCUUUCUUCCAAAUGUCUGUUUUGCUUAGGUUGUGUAUGUACCCUUUUGUUGGUGAAUGGGUCAUAAUUGAUUCAAUAAAGAGUUGCAUUAUCUUAAGGUGAAAUUGUAAA